Molecule: messenger RNA, 2646 nt
Organism: Notodromas monacha
Lineage: Eukaryota; Metazoa; Arthropoda; Ostracoda; Podocopida; Cyprididae
Source: the annotation of a GenBank genome assembly
GAAAAAGGUGCGAGGAGGAAUGGAAGCAGCCGUGGCAGCAAACCGGACGCUGUACGGCAAGGACCUCAGUGCCUACGACGAUCUCGACGUCGACGAGAUUUUGGCGCAGAUGAGCCCGGAAGAGAUCGACAUCCUUGCCAAGGAAGUGGCGAAACCGGAUCCUGACGAUCGACUGCUUCCUCCGAAUCAGCGCUGCGCGUACGUGUGCGAAAAAACCCCGAGUGGUCCCCUGGACAGGAAGCAACUCAUAGAGCACAUCAACAAGGAAUCCCGAGAGGCCCCGGAUGUCCCGGAAAUGGUACCCUACGAAGCUGGUACCGUUCGUGGCAAGCGGUACAUUGCGCCUCCCCCGCCCGUGACGCAACACGAGGAGGACAUCCGCAUCAGUUUGGAGAAUGAGUACGAAGAAGCCUUGUCCAAGGCCAGUGUGGACGACAUCGUCGACCUGGCAGCCAUCUUGGGAUUCCACUCCAUGAUGAACCAAGACCAGUACCACGCAUCGCUGCUGAACCUGGGCCAGCCCCUGGGCCUGGGCUGGGACGGCAUCACCAAGGCCAGUCGAUGCAAGCCCGUGCGCCCAGAGCCGCCCAACACCACGGACGUGGAAGACUCGAUCCGGCGCCUGGCCAACGACGACUCCUCCCUCCGCGACCUCAACUGGAACAACAUCAAGGGCGUGUCGAGCGAACAGUUCCGGCGCCUCUUCGCCGCCCUGGCCACGAACACGCGCCUGGAAAUGCUGUCCCUGGCCAACACGGACCUGACGGAUCGGACGACUCGCCACGGCGGGCUCAUCGAGGCCCUGCAGAGCAAUUCCUCGCUCCGGGUGCUCAAUUUGGAGAGCAACUUUUUGUCGCCGGCGCUCCUGCGCGAUCUCAUCAAGGCUCUGCUGGUGCAGAAGACGCUCGAGGAAUUCCGGGCGGCGAAUCAGAACCCAUCAGUUCUCGGUAAUAAAAUUGAGAUGGAAAUCACGCGGCUAGUGGAGCAAAACCCGAACCUUCUUCGACUCGGACUCUUCUUUGAGUACAAUGACGCACAAAACCGAAUUCUGACGCACCUGCAGAAAAACUGCGACAAGUGGAUGAGACAACAGAGGUUGAUUGAAAGUGUCAGUGUGUCGGAGACGAUAGUUUUGCCCGGCAAAAACGCGUACAAAGAAGAAGAUGAGCAGCGAGAAAAGAAUGAUGAUGAUGCUGUUGCUGCUGGAGGAGUUGAGCAAAUAACUGCUGGUGUAGAAGAAGCUAAGACUGAAGAUCCCACAGAAUAAUGAAAACAAAAGAAAAAAUUGAUAGCAUAAAUUUUCAAGUCUAUAUAUUCGUGGGUCUUUUUUUUCAUCUGGCUGACCGAAUAGAUUAAGAGAUACAUGGAAAGGUUUUAUCUAUAGUUGACAGUUUUACUCGAUACUUUCUGAAUAUGAGGGCUUCAUUUUCGCGUGUUUCUGUUUCAUAAAAUUGCGCAUUUUAAUUUGACUGAAAUUGCGAUACAUGCAAUUUUUUCCCGGCUUCUCGAAUUCACAGGCUACAGCAGUCUAUAAAAGUUUGCGUGGCUUAUUUUUCCUCAAAUUCAAUGACAUUUGUCUUCAAAAUUAAUUAAAUGGUAUCUUUUGUCUUCAAAAUGGAAUUUAGUUGUCUCAAACUUGUAUUAUUUUUCAUCAAAACAAACUUUUUGUCUUCGAAAUUAUUUCUUUAAUUUGUAAGCUUAUUGCUGAUCAUCUUUGAAAAAUUACUUUGAAAUGUGAUCGUCUUGAGCCUGACCAUAAUUUUAGAAAAUGAGAACAUGUUUAGUAUUUAAAUUGAAGUUUGUUCUAAAGCCUAGUUUUUAGAAUUUCAAAUGGUCUAACGAAAUUGUGAACCCUUGUCUCGUUUUGGCAGUUGGAAUAAAAAAUUUCGAUUCAUGUUAAAUCAUCCUUUUUUUUCAAUGCGAUGCUUUUUUUUAAUAGCGUGUAUGUUGCAUUAGAUUAAAUCUUUACCAGCAAUUGGAAUGCUUUGUCGAUGUAAGUUUGUGUUCUGAAAUUUGUAAGAUAUCAAAUUAUUUGACACCUUCCUGUUUUGAAGUGAAGGUGCUUAGUUUGUUCUAGAAGAAAAGUGGGCUGAACGGGUGGUAUUCUUUGGGAAAACGAUUGGUUUUAAACUUGAUGGUGAUUUUAGAUCGUUUUGCAUUUUUUCUUUCAAUUUUAAAGUGCGUCAGUUUGUUCUAAAGUUAAUUGAGUUUGUCGGGUGGAAUUUUCUAAAUGUCCCGUUUCGAAUUGAGAAUUUUAUAGAUUGGCAAAAAAAAUCACCGUCUCUCCCGAUUAAAGAAAGUUCAACGCUGGUAGAAAUCAUUCUUUUGCGGAGAAUUAUUCAAAGUUUGUGUUCUUCAGGUGAAUUGAAGUCGUAUUUUUAGAAUUCUACUGAUUGCUACAAUAAUUGUGUCAUGAUGAUGGGAUAAUGUUUGGUUCACCUGCCAUUUAUUGUGAUAGAGUCGAACAGGAUCGAUGGAAAAAUUAAAUCCUGCUUUGCAUCGAAGCUUUUUUCCCCGAAUGUGGAACUCCGGCUUUCGUUUUUUUUUUUUGGCCUUUCAAUUUUUUGAAAAUAAUUUAUCCGUGUGUCAAGUCCCGUGGCUUUGGAAAAUGUAGGAAAUGUGACGUGAACAAAGCAAUAAAAUGGA